UUUCAUUUUUGAGACACUGGUCUCAACUGUAUUGCUGAGGCUGGCCUCAAACUUGAGAUCUUCCUCCCUCAGCCUUCAGUCACUGGAACUUAUAAGCCCAGGACACCGAGCUCAGCUACUGUUAAUUUUCUAUCCUGCGAAUUUACCAAGUAAUCUUUUUGACACUUAAUUGAACGACUUAUGUUUUCAGAUGUGUAAUCACAUUGUAAGCACAUAAAAGGGAGCUUGAGAGAAUCGCUGACGUUGAAAAAGUCAUCAAAACCCAGCAAGUUGGCAUAAAUCUGGGCAGAGGUCCCUUCACUAUUGUGAAGCAUUCAUUCAGAAAGGACUUCAGAACAUCCCUUUGAGGGACCUGGAAUCUCAGUGAUGCAGAAACGGAAAUAAACUUGAGGGGAGAAUGAGAGAAUCCCUAUCUUCAGAUCGGCUCUGCAGGCGCGGAUCAGCGCUAGGGUGGGGGUCAGUGGGACAAUGGCCGAGUAAAGACAAGGAAGGAAGAAGAAAAACCCAUUCAAGCUUCUGAGAAUACCCAGCCUAGCUCCCGCGAGCGCAAGGGAUGAAACCAUCGAGUGAAAACCCCUCUCGCCCCUUCCUAGAGCUGCCACGGAAAUGCGCCCCGCACAGGCAGAGCCAGCCGGCCCUCCAUACGCAGGGGCCUUUGUCCAUUCAGGAAGAACUUUUCCAGGAGAGAUCUUACUGAUAGAGCUUUUGCACAGCUAUAAUGUCAUCUACUUGGAAUAUCCAGGCCAAAAAGGACCAGGAAGAACUUCUGGAAGUAAAGAUAGAGGACCAGGAGGAGGAAGAGAAUAAAUAUACCUCCAGACAGGAUGAGAGCCUUCAAAAGAACAACACUCAUAGCAGAGAGGUCUUUCGACAAUACUUCAGGCAGUUCUGCUACCAGGAAACAUCUGGACCUCGGGAAGCUUUGAGCCGACUCUGGGAGCUUUGCCAUCAAUGGCUGAGGCCAGAGACUCACACCAAAGAACAGAUCCUGGAGCUGCUGGUGCUGGAGCAGUUCCUGACCAUCCUACCUGAGGAACUUCAAGCCUGGGUACAAGAGCAGCAUCCAGAGAGUGGAGAGGAGGUGGUGAAUGUGCUGGAAGAUUUAGAGAAAGAGCUAAAUGAACCAGGUUAUCAGGCUUCAGGAACAGAAGAAGAACCCAGUGUGUCCCUCCAGGCUAUGAAAAUCCAGUGUGAAUCUCCAGAACUUGAAGCUCAAGAGAAGCAAGGUAAUAAAGGAAGACCCAUUUUGAGAGAAGAGGAAAGGGAGGGUUAACACAGGAUAUUUGGGCUCUUUUGUAUUUAACACUGUUUCUGAUCAGAAAAUCCCUCCAGGAAUCUGAUGCUCAUGGAUAGACUCUCAGCCAGGUUUCUCAUUCUUCAAUUGUCUUUUCUAAAUUCCAACUGUAUUUUAUUUGAGAUGACUUAACUUAGACUUUCUGAUAGUUAUCUUCCUUUAUAUUGACUUCUUUGCUCUUUCUAGUCUUGGUUCUACUAAGCAAUACCACUCUCUUCCACUUGGACUAUAUCCUUCCUUCUUUAGUAGAUAAGCCUUUGCUGC
This is a messenger RNA of Ictidomys tridecemlineatus (thirteen-lined ground squirrel), 1558 nucleotides long. The record is from RefSeq and is a predicted model, not a curated record. Lineage: Eukaryota; Metazoa; Chordata; Mammalia; Rodentia; Sciuridae.